AUGGCCACAAGGUUAGAUUUACAACAAUAUGAUGUCAAUAUUCCUCUCGGCGGAGUGAAUAAAUUUAAUUCCAAUUAUGCGAAAAUUACGCGAACAACCGUUCAAUCCCGACUGAACCAAUAUUCUGCGAAUCUAUUUUUUUUAAUAACUCCGGAAAUAAAUGAUCAUGCUCCAAGCGAACAACUAAACAGAGUUGAUUUCAAAAUUCCAGCUAAUAUCCAUCUUGCUGAUCCAGGCUUUCAUUUGCCCGGAGAAAUCGAUGCACUUAUUGGUGCAGAAAUAUUUUUAAAGUUGCUUUGUGUCGGUCAGAUAUCUUCAGCGAACGAUAAUGCAAUCUUGCAAAAAACUCACUUUGGAUGGAUUUUAGGCGGAAAAACACAUGGAGCAGUAUUUUCUAAUACUCCUGCAUAUAACUUAUCACUAAAUCUAUUACACACGAAAAUUGCAGAAUUCUGGGAAAUUGAAAAUGGCCCUAACAAGAAAAUCUUAUUAAACGAAGAAAAUGCAUGCGAAAGGCAUUAUCAAGAAAACACUAAUCGCGAUACUGUUGCCGGACGUUACACCGUCAAACUCUCCUUUGAAAAAAACGUAGGAGAUUUUGGCAAGUCGUAUAGUCAAGCUCUUAGGAGAUUUUAUUCUUUAGAACGAUCGUUAGCAAUAAAUCGCGAGCAUAAAGAACAAUAUUAUAUAUUCAUGAAAGGGUACGAAGAACUGGGCCACAUGACCGAGGAUAAAACUGCGUCCACUAGCGACGGUUAUUUUUUACCCGAUCAUUCAGUAGUUAAGCAAUCAAGCUUAACGACUAAACUACGAGUAGUUUUUGAUGCAUCGGCAAAAACCUCUUCCGGAAUAUCUCUAAACGAUACACUCAUGAUAGGUCCCAACAUUCAAGAGGAUUUGUUCUCAUUACUCGUACGGUUUCGACCUCACACAGUCGCAGUCACGGCCAACAUUGAAAAAAUGUACCGGCAAAUAGAACUUUAUCAAAAUGAUCGCAAAUUUAAAAAAAUCUUAUGGAGGCAGGAUAAUCGUCAACCUGUAAAAAUCUUCACUUUGAAUACGGUUACAUAUGAAACUUUAUCCGCGUCCUUUUUGGCUACUUGA
Belonocnema kinseyi is the source of this 1104-nucleotide messenger RNA. RefSeq lists its product as uncharacterized. The coding region runs from base 1 to 1104 and encodes 367 amino acids. Lineage: Eukaryota; Metazoa; Arthropoda; Insecta; Hymenoptera; Cynipidae. The transcript has a single exon. The record is from RefSeq and is a predicted model, not a curated record.